GAGGUAUCAAAAUUGAAAUUGUGAUAUUCUGAUGGAAAAAGUUUGAUAUAAGGAAUGGGGUUUCCAUGUUUCAGUUUCACAUCUCAUCAAUGGCGGAAUUUAUCUUGCUUCUGCUUUGUUCCUUUUUAUGGGCAUAUUUAACAGUAUCCAUUGCAGUGGAAAGCUUAAAUACCAGUAUUUCGAUUCGAGACGGCGAUACCUUGGUUUCGGCUGGUGGAGUUUUCGAACUGGGAUUCUUUAGAACAGGUUCCAGCAGCAGAAGGUACUUGGGGAUAUGGUAUACGAAUUCGGUCACAUCGGUUCCAUGGGUGGCUAAUAGGGAAGUGCCUCUCAAUGAUACGUCAGGCGUCGUAGAAGUUACAAACCAGGGGACCCUUGUCCUUCUAGAUGGUAAUCGCAGCAUCAUUUGGUCCUCCAAUGUAUCGAGGCCUGUUCGGAAUCCGGUCGUGCAGCUAUUGGACUCGGGAAAUCUUGUUGUAAAAGAUGAGCUAGAUAGUAAUCCAGGAAACUUCAUUUGGCAAAGUUUUGAUUAUCCAGGAAAUACAUUCAUUGCAGGGAUGAAGAUUGGUAGGGACUUGAGAACUGGCCUCGAUCGGUACUUAUCGUCUUGGAAAACUCAUGAUGAUCCUUCUGCAGGAAAGUUCACGUAUCAGUUCGAGCUCGGUGGAUUUCCGGAGAUUGUUGUUAGAGAGGGUUCGACUAUUAGAUUCCGGUCUGGACCUUACAACGGUGAGCGGUUGAGUGGGUUACUUGAGAUGAAAGAAAACCCCAUGUAUACUUAUGAUUUUGUAUUUAAUGACAAUGAGGUAUAUCUAACAUUCAUUCCUCGUAAUAACUCGAUUCUUUUAAGGGGAGUGCUAAGUAGUGAGAACGGAGCUAUAGAGCCCUUUUCAUGGAUCGACCCGAAUCGAGGUUGGAUUCGAAAUCUUCCACUCUAUGUAGAUAACUGUGACAGAUAUGCCUUAUGUGGUGCAAAUGGCAUAUGUGACAACAACAGGUCUCCCGUAUGUAGUUGCAUGAGAGGUUUCGUACCGAGAAGCUCGAGCGAAUGGGAAGCAACACCGGGGACGGGAGGUUGUGUGAGAAAAACACAGUUAAACUGUUCAGGAGAUUAUGGAUUUAUACAGGUCUCUGCAGUAAAGGUGCCUGAAACAAAACAUUCAUGGUAUAAUUACAGUUUGAACUUAGAGGAGUGCAAGAACAUCUGCUUGGCGAAUUGCUCGUGCACGGCUUAUGCGAAUUUGAACAUUACAAACGGAGGAAGCGGGUGCUUGCUCUGGUUUAAUGACCUUAUCGAUACACGAUACAUAACCGAUAGUGGUCAAGAUAUCUAUGUGAAGGUUGCUGCAUCAGAACUAGAUCAAAAUGUGAUCGAAAGAAACAAAGCACGAUCCAAUGCAAACAUAACAAUAAUUGCAGCUACAUCAUCUUCAGGAGUGCUGAUUGCUGGCCUAACCCUGGUCGUGUUUCUAAGAAGGAAGAAAAAUCGGAAAAAGGGAUUGAUGACACCCCCUUCAGAUGGCGGUGCUUAUGAUUAUCAAACUCACGAGGAAGAUCUAGAGUUACCGGUAUUCGAUUUAAGAAGUAUCAUUCGUGCAACGAGUAACUUCUCGAUCAAGAACAUACUCGGAGAAGGAGGUUUCGGAUGUGUCUACAAGGGUGUUUUGAAGAAUGGACAAGAAAUUGCAGUUAAGAGGCUUUCGAAAAGUUCGAACCAAGGACUCGAUGAGUUCACAAACGAAGUUAAACAUAUUUCAAAGCUUCAGCACAGGAAUUUAGUGAAGCUCCUUGGAUGCUGCAUUCAAGCAGAUGAAAAGAUGUUGAUCUAUGAAUACAUGCCUAACAAGAGCCUGGACUUCUUUAUUUUCGACCAAGCCCGAAGCAUGUUGCUAGAUUGGCCGAUGUGCAAGCACAUCGUCGACGGGAUUGCUCGAGGCCUGCUUUAUCUUCAUCAGGAUUCAAGACAGAGAAUAAUACAUAGAGAUUUGAAAGCCGGUAAUGUUCUAUUAGACAAUGAAAUGAAUGCCAGAAUUUCUGACUUCGGCUUGGCUAGAAGUUUUGGAGAAAAAGAAACCAUAGCAAACACAAAGAGAGUGGUGGGAACAUUUGGUUACAUGUCUCCGGAGUAUGCAAUCGAUGGACUUUACUCGAUUAAAUCCGAUGUUUUCAGCUUCGGUGUCUUGGUUCUAGAGAUUGUGAGUGGGAAGAAGAAUAGAGGGUUCUCUCAUCCUGAUCAUCAACACAACCUUCUUGGACAUGCAUGGAGACUAUUCUGUGAUGGGAAUUCCAUGGAGCUGGCUGCUGAUGGAAUUAAAGAAACCUGCAACCGAUUCGAAGUACUAAGAUUGAUUCAUGUCGGCCUAUUAUGCGUGCAACGAAGUCUUGUAGACAGGCCAAGCAUGUCGGAUGUUGUUCUGAUGCUAAGUAGUGAAGUUCCAUUGCAACAGCCUAAACAACCAGGGUUUUUCACUGAGAGAGAUCUGGUUGAAGCUGCUAAUUCUUCAGCUUGUUCUAAUGAUUUUGCAAUCACAGUGGUUGAGGCAAGAUAAAAAUGAUGUUUGUCAACCUUUUGAACUGUGCUAGA
This is a messenger RNA of Hibiscus syriacus, 2584 nucleotides long. RefSeq names its product G-type lectin S-receptor-like serine/threonine-protein kinase At4g27290. Gene Ontology annotation, biological process: recognition of pollen; protein phosphorylation. Bases 66 to 2549 code for a protein of 827 amino acids. NCBI's taxonomy places the organism in Eukaryota, Viridiplantae, Streptophyta, Magnoliopsida, Malvales, Malvaceae. The transcript is spliced from 7 exons. Gene Ontology annotation, molecular function: ATP binding; protein serine/threonine kinase activity. The record is from RefSeq and is a predicted model, not a curated record.